CCGGUUGCCACACUCAGAGCAGAGGAGACACACACAGCAAGCUAACGGCUACCUGACUAAAUGGUGUGUUUUUACAAACACGUCUUAAGUAGCAAAGUGCUCUUCUUUGGAAUGUGUGACUGGAAUUCCAGAAAACCUAUGAUUCAGUGUGUGUGACUCACUGUAAAAACCCUUGGUACACCAGCACACACACACACACACCGCACAUACCCACAGACACACACAUAAUCAGUACAUAUCUACCUCAGUAAGGAAAAACUAAGGAGGAAUGUCUGUGUGGUAGCAGGCAGGAAGGCAGUCCCCUUCAGCAAACACUCAGAUUCCUCAAGUGUUUCUUCCUAUAUUUCUCUCCUCUGCCUCACCAGUCCCAGGUUGUAAAUCUGUCUCUUCUCCCCCUUCCCCCUUUUCUCUCUCUCCCUUUCUCUCUCUCUGUCUGUUUCUCCACAGACCUCCAGGACUAGCAUUCUGAUGUCACAUUCCAGAAGUUUCUCAGCCGAGGUCCGGUCGUAGACCUCAGAAAGGCGCAGCAGACCCAGAGGCAGCCAGACGGGACUCUUCAUCAUCCUCAUCCUCUUCAUCACCAGAGGCAGAGAGCCAGAGAGCCAGAGCGUGGACUGAGGGGGAUCUGGACAGAGGUCUCUUUGUGGCUCUGCUGACCCUCUGAGUGGGCGUUGAUUUAGGCUGAAGGUUUUUCUCCUCCAGCUUCACCACAUAACUCUGCGAUCACUAAGAGAUCCUGCUGCCACUACUGACCCUCGCAGACAGACUGGUGUGGGACGGCUUCUGAAAGCAGGAAGCACUUCUCCCUCGUGGCGUAUCUCAGCGAGUAGCAGCCAAUCAAAUGCCUCAACUGGGACUACUUUCUCCGUGCUCCUACUAAAAAUAUAACGUUUCCGGUGACCAACGAGGAAGCAACUCCCGCACGCGGUGAAUUCUGGGAAACAGGAUGCCGGCCAAGACGCCCAUGUAUCUAAAGACUACAACUCCCAAGAGGGGCAAGAAGCCCAAGUUGCGCGACGUCCUGUCAGGUGACAUGAUCAGCCCUCCGCUGGGGGACGUGCGCCACAGCGCCCACGUGGGGCCGCAGGGCGAGGGGGACAUGUUUGGAGACGUAGGCUUCCUGCAGGGGAAGAUGGACAUGCUCCCGGCCUUAAACCGGCCGCAGGGCCACGCCCGCUCCCACAGCAUGGAGAGACACCUGGACGAGGCCUACACGGGGGCCAACGGCCAACACCACCCUUACGGCGGCCACCGCAACACCCACCACCACGCCAGCUCCACGCUGAAGACCACCAUCUCCAUGCCCAUGUUCCUCGCCCACGAACAGGCGCCGCCAAAGCCCCCACGCCUCCACUUAGACGACCCCGCCCCCGGGACCCACCCACAGGCCCCCGCACCCCAGCAGAACAACCACACCCACCACAACAACGGCCACACCCACAGCCAUGCCCACAGCCACCAUCACCACAUCCAGCAGCAGCUGCAGCAGCAGCCUCGUUCCAUGUCUGUGUGCGACGAGGGCCAGGGCCGCUACGUCGACCCCCGCCACGAGCUCUCCUACUCGGCCUCCUUCCGCCACCUGGUCCCCUCCUCCGGCUCGUUCUCCGAGGCCUCGUCGGAGGACUCCAUGUCGGAGACGUGCGGGCCCCUGGACCCCCGCAGGGGGCUGAGCCUGGACUCGGACGCGGGGCUGAGCAACGAGGACCUGCGGAGCGAACGCAGCGAGUCGCCAGCCGUCACGGGGGUCUCCCCGGGGCGCUUAUCUCCUGGGGUGUCCCGGUCCGAGUCCCUGGCCGGGCUGGAUCUGGACCUGGGACCCUCCAUCCUGGACGAUGUCCUGAGGAUCAUGGAUCGCUACAAAACUGUGGACGACUGCUGCGAGUUGUGAGACGCGGGAAGAGGUGGGAGGAUGAAGGAGGGGGAAUGGAAGAGACUCCAUCGUGCAACCAGGCGCUGUGAACACUUGACUUGGCUGCCCUCCUUGGGGCUGUGGCGUGUUGGGAUCGGGGUGGUCCACCUUGGCUAACUGACAGACAGAGACUGAAGACAUGGUCCACACUGGCUGUGACUGUUGGCCACUGACCUAAAUGGACUGAAUGACAAAACACUGCAGGUUGUCAACCAAUCAUCUUUGCUUCAAGGACAAAGCUUUUCUGAAUGUAUAGGCUUAUCUGUAGCCUGAUCAGUUAGCCUGUGUAAACCAAAAGAGAGACCACAAAAGAUGUAUUCUACUUCGGGUUUGUUUGUUUUGCAACUGUCAAAAUAUCGUUGGUGUUCUCCUUUGGAUGUUCUUCGAAGUGCUUAAUCAAAGUGCGUAGGUCUACAGUACAUCUGAUUGAAUUAUACAAUAUCCUUGCAAGAAAAACACUAUCAACAUUGGACUGUGUUAGAAUAUGCCGCCAUCUAGUGGUUAUGUUAUCAAAUGAGAUUAUUCUCCAAAGUAGAGAAAACAAGUAGCGACUUUUCCGAAGAUACGUGACAAUAAAGUGCAUACAGUAAACUCAAAGUAUGUUUAAUGCACAGCUUUGUAAUUGCCUCGUUGGAUGAUUUAAAUAAAUGAUCGGUCUUAAUGGCUGUGCAUCGACAUGAUAUUGGACCUUCCCUCCGUCAUCUUUAAUCAAUAUCACAGUAGCCUACCGUUCGAAUGUCAUGUAUGUCUGUCUGAAAAAAUAUGGACCAGUAAAUAAAAAGAUUUAUCAUUGAG
This is a messenger RNA of Osmerus eperlanus (European smelt), 2704 nucleotides long. RefSeq lists its product as uncharacterized. Gene Ontology annotation, cellular component: cytoplasm; membrane. The transcript has a single exon. Gene Ontology annotation, molecular function: small GTPase binding. The record is from RefSeq and is a predicted model, not a curated record. Gene Ontology annotation, biological process: positive regulation of actin filament polymerization; regulation of cell shape; positive regulation of pseudopodium assembly. Lineage: Eukaryota; Metazoa; Chordata; Actinopteri; Osmeriformes; Osmeridae. Bases 947 to 1888 code for a protein of 313 amino acids.